AUGCGCCAGCUGCACUUUGAAGUCCAAGGUGUAGACAUUCGCCCCCCUGCUGGUGUUGUCUACACAAGGCUGACGCGUGUCAACUCCCCCCAACAGCACGAGCCUUCUUCCAUCCCUCCCCCGCAGCAGGCAAUGACAGACAACGCUACCCAGCAGUCCGGUUUGUGGAGACCGUGGACUGGAAAUGAGGACAAAACUGCCAAACACAAGGCUCACUCCAUGCAUGGAGAUCUUACAGAUGCAAAGCAACCCAAACCUCCUCAGUUCAUUCAUCCAGUGAAGUUGUACUGGCCGAAAUCGAAAUGUUUCGAUUAUCUGUACCAGGACGCAGAAAUGCUCCUGCGCAACUAUCCGGUCCAAGCGACCAUCUGCCCGUAUGAAGACUCCAGCAGCGAUGAAGACAGCGAGGAUGAAGAGGAGGAAGUGGAGAAGGAGCUGAACUAAAACGUCGCUCAUUGGAGACUUUGGAGACAAACUGUUGCAUAAUGUGAUAAUUUAUACUUCUCUUUAUUUAUUUCUGUAAAUACUUGUAAAUAGACCGUUUUUUUCAUUCCUAUACCAAAC
Molecule: messenger RNA, 564 nt
Organism: Thunnus maccoyii (southern bluefin tuna)
Lineage: Eukaryota; Metazoa; Chordata; Actinopteri; Scombriformes; Scombridae
Product: protein ripply2-like
Exons: 5
Coding region: 1-444 (147 amino acids)
Biological process (GO): negative regulation of transcription by RNA polymerase II; embryonic pattern specification
Cellular component (GO): nucleus
Source: RefSeq, a predicted model, not a curated record